AUGGACAUUAAGGGUGCAGUACUCGCCGUCCAUGUCGUUUUAUCGACAAGACGCAUCCAAUAUGCUGUUGGCGGCCGCUAUGCCAUCGAAGUCCUCUAUUCCACUGGUCCCGAUGGCCCGGAGUACGAUACUCCCCUAAAUACCCUCACAGUCUUUGUGGACUGCGAAAAGGAAUAUGUUGUCAAUGCCCUCAUCAACUCGAAUCAGCCUUUCGGCUUAACUUCUGUCAUGGGCCUCGUGUACGAUCCUGAUGUGGAAUACAUUAGCGCGGACCCGAUAUAUAUCGAAGUCCUCCAGAGCCAAAGAGAUCCAUAUUACUUUCCCUGGAUCUCGUGGGCACCGAAGCUACGACGCCCGAUAAAUUCCAUACUCGACAUAUAUGUUCUGCACCCAAAAGUGUUCGUCAUCAUCAUGGCACGUCUUUGGAAUUUCACCCCCCGCGAAAGCGACGCAAUGAGGUACUUGGCGGACGUCAGGCUCUUACUUCGCUGGUUAGCCCAAGAGUCACUCGAAAUUGACUUUGCCUGCUAUCGUGGGACUCCCAAACCCAACCUGCUGAGGACGUUCGGUUCAUUGUAUGCGCUGCAUGACGACGUGAGGGAGCUUUUGCGAAACACGAUGAAGCCUGCAGAUUUGGUUCUUGCUAGGGACUUUGAUCUUUACUUCUGAAAAGAUCGGAAUUUGGUAUCUCUUUUCAGAAAUUGGCAAGGGUUCUGGUUAGGCGGCGGUAGGACCGGUGAUGGGAAUACUUUAAGAGAAAUUUUUUUUCUUUUUAAAAACAAA
Coccidioides immitis RS is the source of this 783-nucleotide messenger RNA. RefSeq lists its product as uncharacterized. The record is from RefSeq and is a predicted model, not a curated record. NCBI's taxonomy places the organism in Eukaryota, Fungi, Ascomycota, Eurotiomycetes, Onygenales, Onygenaceae. The coding region runs from base 1 to 669 and encodes 222 amino acids. The transcript has 2 exons.